Molecule: messenger RNA, 1296 nt
Organism: Oryza sativa Japonica Group (Japanese rice)
Lineage: Eukaryota; Viridiplantae; Streptophyta; Magnoliopsida; Poales; Poaceae
Source: RefSeq, a predicted model, not a curated record
AGCUGAUGGAUUAGCUGAGAUGAGCUGACAACUGCUGCUGCGAUGCUCUCUCUGUUAAUUGCCCUUGUCCCUACGCCUCCCUCCGUUCGUUCCCGCGCAUAUCUGUAUAAAAGCCUACCUAAUUCCCGCCAAAUCUUCCCCCGCUCGAUCUCAUCGAUCUCCACCACCUCACCUGCAAGUAAGCAACCCACCCACCCACACACACACACACUCGUACGGCGCUGUACUGUACGGUACGGAUCGGGCUAGGAGAUCGAGCAGCAAUGGCGCCUCUGUACUGCGGCGGCAGGGUGGCGGCGGCGGCGGUGCUCCUGGCGCUCCUCGUGGCGGUCGUGGCGCCGCCGGCGACGACGUGCGCGGACGCGGCGCGGGUGCUGCUCGGCGGCGAGCUGGCGGCGGCGGCGGCGGCGACGCGAGUAGAGGAGCAGGAUGUGAAGACGACGACGACGCAAGCAGCAGCAGCAGCUCCGCCGCCGCCGCCGUCGUUCGCGCGGUGGAGGACGGCCGCCGGCAAUGCUGCGGCGGCGAGGUUCCUCGGCUCCGUCCCGAGCCCUGGGAUCGGGCACUAGGUUUAGUAAUUAGUUUACCAGUUUAAUUAAUUAGAGUUCGAUCGAUCUCCAUUGAUGAUGAUUUCGUUGCUCUCGAGAAACACUCGAGGUUUUCCGGCUAGCUCUACAGUGGUGGUGCACAGUAACCCCCAAAUCCAAAAUUUCUUACUUAAGAACACGAAAAUGUGUAGUGCUGCAUUGAUUUUUUCUAAGGCUUUCAAUGGUAGUGCACAUCUUAGCUCUACAAAAUAAUGGGCUAGUUGGUCUGGGUUCGAAAUCUCGUCCGUUCUAUUUAUUCGAUAUUAGGUCUUUCCUUAAUAUUCGUGUUUCUUUUUUUUAUAUAUUUCGUUGCUUGAUUCGAUCCGGUUAAUUGAUUUUCUAGUUGCUCUCCCGUGUUGUUGGCUUGUUGCUUUUAAUAUUUUUCCUUUUUUUAAUUACUAGUUCUUCCAUUUCGCGCUUGAUCGAUCGAUCGGGUCGGGUGAGUGAGUGAUUGGAGGUUGAGUACGCUAGGAAGGCAAGUUUUUUGUAGGCGCGUCGAACGCUAGCUGCAACUUGUUGCGUGUGGUGGUCGCGUGCUCGUGUUGUUUUCUUCUGCUUGUAGUUUGUAGCUAGGCUUGUACUACAUGUAUAUAGCGAUCAAUUCCAUUCAUUUAUUUUACGUUGUUUUCGUUUCUCUAUCUGUACAUAUGACAUGUUGGAUCAUAUUAUUGCUGUUAUGUUCGUGGAUGGAUGGUUGGAAGAUGUUAAA